Brassica oleracea var. oleracea is the source of this 2818-nucleotide messenger RNA. RefSeq names its product DNA repair protein RAD4. Gene Ontology annotation, biological process: nucleotide-excision repair; mismatch repair. Bases 170 to 2689 code for a protein of 839 amino acids. NCBI's taxonomy places the organism in Eukaryota, Viridiplantae, Streptophyta, Magnoliopsida, Brassicales, Brassicaceae. Gene Ontology annotation, cellular component: cytoplasm; XPC complex; nucleotide-excision repair factor 2 complex. Gene Ontology annotation, molecular function: damaged DNA binding; single-stranded DNA binding. The transcript has 11 exons. The record is from RefSeq and is a predicted model, not a curated record.
GGAAGAGGUUUUGCUAUACGUCGGUCGUUGUGGAUUAAUCGCGCGGGAGGAGAGAUUGGCUCGCGUAACUGAAACUCCUCCGCUCCGUCGAAUACUCUCCGUCUCCGUCAGCCACGCCUGAACGAGUCGCGUGUUCGAUUCGCGGGUUUUUUUACUUGAGAAGACGAAGAUGAAGCCUCUAAUUAAAACUAAGGAUAGUAAGCUAUCAGCAUCCUCGAGAGCAGCAGUGAAUAAGGUUCUAGACAGAAUCAAUGCUCGUGGCAACAAGAAGAGUGAUGAUACUGCACAGAACUGUGAUGCCGCAAAGGAUAAGGGGAAGCAAACCGUAACUGACAACGCUCUAGAGGACAGGGAACGUGGUCAGUUUGGUGGCUGUGAUCAUGAUGAUGGUGAUGAGAUGAAUGAUUCAGACUGGGAAGACUGUCCUAUUCCUAGUCCUGCCAAAUCGGUUUAUGUGGACGUUGAUGACAACAAAGAGUUAACCAUAGAGCUUGAUGAUUUGCCUCCUGAUGCCAAGAGGCAGAAGAACACUUACCGGGCAACAGCACAAGACAAGGAACGUGCGGAGCUUCUACACAAGGUUCACUUGCUCUGUCUGCUUGCAAGAGGGAGGAUAGUUGACAACGCUUGUAACGAUCCCUUGAUUCAGGCUUCCUUGCUUUCACUUCUACCGUCAUACUUGACAAAAGUACCAAAUCUAGGGAAAGUGACUGUUAGGGAUAUAGCUCCUCUUCUCCGUUGGGUUCGUGGAAACUUUGCUGUUAGGUGUACUCCAAGCUCUGAGAAGUCUUUUCGUACUUCUCUAGCAUUUGCUCUUGAAUCUCGUAGAGGCACUUCUGAAGAGCUUGGAGCACUCUCUGUUGCUUUGCUUAGAGCAUUAAAGCUUACAACUCGGUUUGUGUCUAUUCUUGAUGUUGCCUCCUUAAAACCUGGGGCCGACAAGGAUGAAUCUCCAGGUCAAAGCAGAGCUAAAACAAAGCGUGGGAUAUUCAGGAACUCAACUCUUAUGGUACCAAAACAUCAAGCCAUCUCAUCACACCCAAACAAAUCCUCUUCCCAUGUUGAGGAUAAGAGAGACAAUAAGGACAACUCAUCUUCUGAAGCAGGAACGUCAAGCAAAUCUGACGGGACAAGGAGGAGAGGAGAUGUCGAGUUCGAGAUGCAAUUAGCCAUGGCUUUGGCUGCAACUGCAACUGUAAACAACCAACAGAGUUCUAAAGCAACCGAGAAAAAGAAAACAACAAAAGCAAGUGAUGGCUUGUCGAUUUCUGACCAAGUAAUGUCCACAGCCUUCGGUUCCAAGAAAGUGGACUCACCUCUCUGUUGGGCUGAGGUGUACUGCAAUGGAGAAAACAUGGACGGGAGAUGGGUCCAUGUAGACGCUGUUAACGGAACAAUAGAUGCAGAACAAACGGUAGAAGCUGCAGCUUCUGCUUGCAAGAUGUUUCUUAGAUACGUCGUCGCCUUCUCCGGUGGUGGAGCCAAAGACGUCACUCGCAGGUACUGCACAAAGUGGCACACGAUCUCAUCAAAACGGGUGAACUCAUCGUGGUGGGAUAUGGUGUUAGCACCGUUGCGAGAGCUAGAGGCAGCCUCAAGCUUAAUCCCUCUUGCUAACAGUGCAAGUAGCUCGGCCUCUGGUGUGAGGAGUGCUGCUGAAGAUAUUGAGUUGGCUACUCGGGCGCUUACUGAGCCUCUUCCCACUAACCAGCAGGCUUAUAAGAGUCAUGAACUCUAUGCUAUUGAGAAAUGGCUUCACAAGAACCAGAUACUUCACCCAAAAGGUCCGGUUCUGGGGUUCUGCGCUGGUCAUUCGGUUUAUCCUCGGACCUGUGUGCAGACUCUUAGAACGAAAGAGAGUUGGCUUCGUGAUGGGCUUCAACUUAAGGCCAAUGAAGUUCCCUUAAAGAUUCUUAAGCGUAACGCAAAGAUUAGAAAAGUAAAAGAUUUUGGAGAUGGGAACAAGGAGAGUGAAGAUGGUUCUCGGUGCAUGGAACUAUACGGGAAGUGGCAGAUGGAACCAUUGUGUCUACCUCAUGCUGUUAAUGGGAUUGUGCCUAAGAACGAGCGUGGUCAAGUUGAUGUCUGGUCUGAGAAAUGUCUACCACCUGGAACAGUCCACUUAAGGUUUCCUCGAAUAUUUUCAAUUGCCAAGAGAUUUGGAAUAGAUUAUGCACCUGCAAUGGUUGGUUUUGAAUACAAGAGUGGACGUGCUACUCCUGUUUUCGAAGGUAUUGUGGUCUGUACCGAGUUCAAAGAUGCAAUCCUUGAGGCAUAUGCAGAAGAACGAGAAUUGAGAGAAGAAGAGGAGAGAAGAAGAAACGAAGCACAAGCAGCUUCGAGAUGGUAUCAGCUUCUUUCAUCUAUCUUAACCCGUGAGAGGUUGAAGAACCGUUACGCCAAUAAUUCAGAGGAUGAUAUUGUCAAAACGAGGAGUUUGGAAACGAAACCAGAGACGGUCGUUAGGGAGGAGAAUGUAAAAACGCCUAAAAAGCAAGGAGGGGUUAAGAGAGGAAGGUCAGGAGGAAGAAAGAGUCAUAGUGAAGAUGAAAACUAUGAAGGUGGAGAUGGAGAUGGAGAUGAACAUGAGCAUGUGUUUCUUGAUGAGGAAGAAACCUUUGAUGAGAAAACCUCUGUAAAAACCAAACGCUGCAAAUGUGGCUUUUCUGUCCAAGUGGAACAAAUGUAGACAAAUGUCGAUGCAUGAAAAUGUAUGGUUUGUGGAGACAAGAACUAACCAUUUAGGUAUGUUUCAGUUUCAAAAACAAGGAUUCAUUAUCAGAAACGUAAUUUUUUUAUAAAAAAAUCUGAAAAGUGA